Drosophila kikkawai is the source of this 505-nucleotide messenger RNA. RefSeq names its product U6 snRNA-associated Sm-like protein LSm3 (gene LSm3). Lineage: Eukaryota; Metazoa; Arthropoda; Insecta; Diptera; Drosophilidae. The record is from RefSeq and is a predicted model, not a curated record. Gene Ontology annotation, cellular component: P-body; precatalytic spliceosome; U6 snRNP. Gene Ontology annotation, molecular function: RNA binding. Gene Ontology annotation, biological process: mRNA splicing, via spliceosome; P-body assembly.
UGUUAUCAGCAAGUGCUGCUAAAGUCGCGCAUGUUUAGUGUUAAAAAUUAAAAAUAAGCCGACUGAAUUUUGCAAAAUAUUGCAAUUUAUUGCUUAUUUCUAAACAAAACGUUAAAAUUUCUUGAUAAAAUGGCCACCGAAGAGGAACAGCUUAGCCAGGUAAUUUUGCCGGUGAAGGAGCCCCUGGAUCUCAUCCGGCUGAGCUUGGAUGAGAAGGUGUACGUGAAGAUGCGCAACGAGCGGGAGCUGCGAGGACGCCUCCAUGCCUUCGAUCAGCAUCUGAACAUGGUUUUGGGCGACGCCGAGGAGACGGUGACCACGGUGGAGAUCGACGAGGAGACCUACGAGGAGGUGUACAAGACCGCGAAGCGCACCAUUCCCAUGCUGUUUGUGCGAGGCGACGGCGUCAUUCUGGUGUCGCCGCCCAUGAGAGUAGGCUAGCGCGAGUGCUUCAGUUUUAAGUGUAUUCACACCUGCAUUUAUACGAAUUGUAUCUGUAUAGGUU